GCGAUCUACGUGGCUGUCUCAGUACCUGUAUUUACCACGAGUUCCUUCGAGCUCGCUGCGUGUGGCGAGAUGACGUUCUUGCAGUUGCUCCCGGGCGUUCCGCUAGUGCUCUUGGGAGUGCUAGCACUGCCUGUGGUCAUCACGCUUGUGCAAGAAGUUAUCACCAAGCGCAAGUAUAGGCACAUUCCUGGCCCCAAGCCCCAGCCCAUCAGCGGCAACCUCCGGGAGUUCCUCACAUCCCCCGGCGGCCUGCUGGGGUGCCUGGAGGGCUGGGUGAAGCAGUACGGCGACCUGCUCACCUUCCGACUGGGCAGCCGCCAGUUCGUGCUGGUGGCAGACCCGGACGCCGCGCGCAACGUGAUGGUGCGGCUGCCCAACCACGCCGCAAUGUCCAACCCCAACAUGCACCUCACCAAGUGGGACCUGCGCAGCAUGGACGUGUGGGGGCUGCUCAUGGCCAGGGACGACUACUGGCGCGGCCUCCGAGCCGCCUGGCAGCCCGCCUUCUCGCCAGCCAGCCUGCGCGGCUACCAGGCGCUGAUGGACCGGGAGGCGGUGGCGCUGGCGGGCCGGCUGCGGCGGCAGGCGGCGGCUGGCGGCGGCGGCGGCGGGGGCGGCGGCGGCGGCGGCGGCGGUGGGGACAAGGCCGGGGAGAUUGAGGUGAUGAGCGAGAUGUCGCGAGUCACGCUGGCGGUGGUGGGCACCGCAGCGUACGGGGUGGACUUCAACUCGCCCGAGUACGGCGGAUCCGGAUCCGGAUCUGGGUCUGGAUCCAAUGGAUCCACCGGAUCCACACUGAGCCUGGCCGCCAGCCUGGAGGCGUUCCGCAGCGGCCGCCAGCCGUCGUUGGUGUCGGCCUGCAACGACUUCUUCCGCACCAUGUCCCCCGCCGCCCGCUCCUCCUGGUCCUGGGCCGUGGCGCUGCCCUGCCUCCUGCCCGCCGUACGACACCUGGCGGCGGCGGCGCCCGACCCCGUGCUGGCGCUGCACAUACAGUCGCGGCAGGUGCUCCGGCAGGUGUCCACGAAGCUCAUCACAGCGUGGCGUGACUCCCACACCGCCGCCUCCGCCAACGGCAGUAGCACCAACAGCACCAGCGGCAGUAGCAGCAGCACGGGCGUGGCCCCAGGCAGCUUCCUGGGACUGAUGCUGGCGGCUCGGGACCGCUCACGAAAGGAGGGCGGAGCUGCUGCUACUGCCAAGGACGGAGCUGCUGCUACUGCCAAGGACGCGGCAGCGGCUGACGGAUCGGCAGCGGCGGCGGCGGCGACGAUGGCGCCCACUCUGACGGAUGCGCAGAUCGAGGCGCAGGUGCAGACCUUCCUGCUCGCAGGCUUUGAGACGACCGCCAACGCGCUCACCUUUGCGGUAUACCUGCUGGCCUGUCAUCCUGAGGCUGCGGCGCGGCUGCGGGCCGAGGUGGACGCCCGCCUGCCACCCCUGACCACCACCUCGGCGGCGGCGUCACCCGAGGAGGCGGGCGGCGGCUCGGGCGGCGGCGAGGCGGUGCGCAGCGAGCUGCUGACGCUGGAGACCCUGGACAAGCUGGUGUACACGGAGGCGGUGCUGCACGAGGCGCUGAGGCUGUUCCCGCCCGCACACGCGACCACCCGGGAGACAGACAAGGACAUGACGAUCCAGGGCCACCGCAUCCCGGCCGGCUCCACUCUGUGGCUGUCCAUCGCGCACCUGCACACCCGGGACGGCGUGUGGCCCGAGCCCCAGGCCUUCCGGCCCGAGCGCUUCCUGUCUCCCGACGUGCCCGGCUCGGCGCCCGAGCUGGCGGCGCGGCACCCGCACGUGCACCUGCCCUUCGGCUCCGGGCCGCGCAUGUGCAUCGGCUGGCGCUUCGCCAUGCAGGAGGCCAAGACGGUGCUGUCGAGGCUGGUGCAAGCGGUGGACUUCACCCUGGCUCCUGGACAGGCCGCGCCGCUGGACACCGUGGCGGGGCUGACACUGGCGCCGAGGAACGGCGUGUGGGUGCGACUGAGCCCGCGCGGCGGCGGCGGCAGCGGCGGAGGAGGCGGCAGGGGGCAGGAGGUGGCGACAGCGGCUGCGAAGGGCGCGGCUGUGAGGAGUGCGGCGGCUUGAGCGGGGUUGUGAGGGAGGGCUUGCUGGGGUUAACUUUGAACCAAUCCCGUAAGGAAACAGUCGCGCUGCAAGGAGAAACUGCAGCCGCAUAUGCGAGCUGUGGCUUGCUGGGGGAGGCGGCGGGAGGUGGUGAGGACAUUUUGUUGGGGAUGAGGCAGUGGGGGUUUAGGAGGAGCUGGCGUUUGGGCUCCAGGCAGGGAUACGGGGCCAUGGGGUUAGAGGAGUGAGGGAGGUGCGGUCCACAGGCUGGGCUUGCCCCAGCCCUAAAGGCUUGGGCCCCCCUGGCAUGAGGCGGGCGGCAUUGACGUGCUUGAAAGAACGCAACACGCACAAGCGAACAUGACGUUGUAGAGGGGUGUGAGGCGUGUGUGCGCUACUUGCUGGCUGCCGCGACCGCAUGUACAUAAGGGUUUACGGUAAGUGGUAGUAAGGGUUUAAACCCUAAGCAACCCUACUGGCAGGGCUUCCUGUCUAUUAGGGUUCAGGAGCGGCGGCGAGGACGGCGCAAGAGCGAGAGUAGGUCAUGGUGUAGUGGUGUGAUGAGCGCAAGAAUGGGUGCUUUAUUGUAAGGGAGCACGGUACAUGCUGGUGAUGGAAGGGACGGCGAUACGACCCUGAAGUAAAACGGUUCACGUGACCGUGUGCAUGGCGCGCGGCUACGGCAGAGGGGUGGCGCGUGAAGGAUGUGGUUUGGUGGCGAGGUUGGGGGGUGAAGCGCGGUCAGCCGCCGUGGCAUUGACUUUCACAAUUCCGCCAAUGGCUGCGGCCUACAGGUGUGUAGACUACCUUUUAAUAACGAGU
Molecule: messenger RNA, 2892 nt
Organism: Chlamydomonas reinhardtii
Lineage: Eukaryota; Viridiplantae; Chlorophyta; Chlorophyceae; Chlamydomonadales; Chlamydomonadaceae
Exons: 16
Coding region: 70-2091 (673 amino acids)
Molecular function (GO): oxidoreductase activity, acting on paired donors, with incorporation or reduction of molecular oxygen; heme binding; iron ion binding
Source: RefSeq, a predicted model, not a curated record